CAUUAUUUUUUCAAAAUCUGCAAACGCGCCCUUAAUCCGCCUCCGCUUUCACGGCCAAACUGCGCUUGAUGUUCCCGCCAAAGCCAGAACGAACCGGCCUGCUCGGCGGCGACGCGGCGGCGAAGGUUAUCGUCGCCGUCAAAGCAGACAAAGUCAUCUCUAAGACCGCCUUCGCUUGGGCUGUCGACCACGCGGCCUCCCCAGGCGACUGCAUUACGCUUCUCGCCAUCUUCUCCGACAACAAAACUGGAGGGAGGAGAUUUUGGGGACUUCCUCUGUUGAAAGGAAACUCUCGAAGUUGCCAACCGGAUCGCCUUCGUCAGAUUGCUGAGUCCUGUUCUCAGAUGGUUCUUCAAGUUCGGGAUCGAAUCGAGGUGAGGGUGCAGAUCAAGAUUGUAUCAGCAAUGUGCACUGGUGCUGUGACAGCAGAAGCAAAGAGUAAUGCAGCAAAUUGGGUUAUAUUGGACAAGCAGUUGAAGCAAGAGAUAAAGCAAUGCGUGGAUGAAUUGCGUUGCAAUAUUGUAGUCAUGAAGGGUUCCCAGCCAAACGUUCUUCGCCUCAAUCUAACAAGCCCAAACGAUACUCAAACACCUUUCUAUACUCCCACUUCUUUCCCUAUUAGGGAUAGUAAGAAGUUGCAGAGCAAAAGUGUGAAACAUAUGGCUCGUGUUAGCAGUCGUGAUGAUCCAAAUGCUUCCUCCUCAAGAAUGUCAACCAAAAACAUAUUAUCAACUCCUGACACCGCAUCUUCUGUCUACGUCGUUUGUGAAAAUAAUCCACUUUAUCAAGGCUUAAGUAAAGGUACCUAUCCACCUGAUAGAGUUAUCACACACAAUGCAGAAUCAGAAACUUCUCUGAGUCCGAGGUUCUUGAUUGCUCAGAGUGAUGAAAAUGGCUCGGAUCUUGGAAACACGGAUGUGAUCUCUAGGAGUACGUAUACCUUGGCCAGAACUGAAACAGGAGCAUAUAGUGAUGAAGGAAUCGAAAACAGUCAAAUUUCUGAUGGAGAUUAUGCAUACAACUCUAGCAUCCGGGAAGCUGUUUCGUUUAGAGCAACUUCCCCAAUUCCUCCUCCUUUAUGUGUUAUUUGUAAAUCCAAGGCUCCACGAUUCGGAGAACCUCCAAAGCAGUUCCACUACAAAGAGCUAGAGGAAGCUACGAAUGGUUUCUCACACGCAAACUUUUUAGCAGAAGGCCGGUUUGGCUUGGUCCACAGAGGAGUUUUGAGGAAUGGAUUGGUCAUAGCAGUGAAGCAACUGAAGUUUGCUGGCCCUGAGAGAGAUGCUGAUUUCUGCAGGGAAGUAUGUGUACUGAGUUGUGCUCAGCAUCGGAAUGUAGUGUUGCUUAUUGGCUUUGGCAUUCAGGGGAAGAAGAGAUUGUUGGUGUAUGAGUACAUCUGCAAUCGCUCGUUAGACUUUCAUUUGCAUGUUGCAGGAAGAGGAAAUCCAGUUCUUGAUUGGCAAGCUCGUUUGAAGAUAGCUAUCGGGACUGCAAGAGGACUACGGUAUCUUCAUGAAGAUUGUAGGGUGGGAUGCAUCAUUCACAGAAAUUUGCGGCCGAGCAAAAUCCUUUUAACUCAUGAUUUUGAACCUCUGGUUGCUGAUUUUGGACUGGCAAGAUUGCAUGACGAGUGGGAGUCAUGUGAAAGUAGCCAAAUCGUCGGAGCUUCAUGGUAUCUUGCACCAGAACUAGUCAGUGGUGGAAAAAUGACUGAGAAGGUCGAUGUAUACGCCUUUGGCCUGGUAUUACUGGAGCUAAUUACCGGGCAACGGGCCCAUGACUUGCAAUACUGCUCGGACAAUCAGUUUUUGUUAGACCAUAUCCGUGCUUUGGCCACGGGUGACACACCACAUAUAUUCGGCUACAACAAUCAAUUGCUGGAUCCCCGGUUGGUCCCGUACCAACUCCAACCUAUGUUACCGUAUGAGCUUCAGGCAAUGGGAUACGCGGCCUCAUUGUGUCUUCAACAAGAUCCCGACCUCCGACCACCCAUGUCAAAGGUAGUUAAGAUGCUAGAAGGAGGAAGUGCAGCUAGUUGUAGGGACUCAGUUGGUUGUCGAAGCGGGCACCUGCAGGGAUUGAAUACAAAUGCGUAAUUGGAGUCCAUUUCUUUUUUCUUGGUGAGUUCUAGCUCGGAAUUUGUCAUUAUUGUUUUGCUAUACAGCCUAUACCAUAUAUGUAGUUGUCAAUUAAUCUUAUUUUAGGCCUGUUGUAGAUCA
Messenger RNA from Salvia hispanica, 2219 nucleotides. Its product is annotated as inactive protein kinase SELMODRAFT_444075-like. The record is from RefSeq and is a predicted model, not a curated record. Gene Ontology annotation, molecular function: ATP binding; protein kinase activity. Lineage: Eukaryota; Viridiplantae; Streptophyta; Magnoliopsida; Lamiales; Lamiaceae. Gene Ontology annotation, biological process: protein phosphorylation.